AUGGCCUCCAUAUCGUUUAGCAACACAAAUUUAGGUUCCCAGGUAGGGAUCAAUCAAGGGUCGAUAACCAAUCAAUAUCUUCCACCAGAGCGGUCGGCACCACGCCCAGAGCCUCUAUCGACCGUGCCGUUCCCGCACGACCCGGAUUUUGUCUAUCGUGGUGCACUCGACCAAAUUCACGAGAAAUUGUCGGCCCCGGGGUCCAGAAUAGCUCUCGUUGGUCUCGGCGGCGUCGGGAAAACGCGACUUGCCAUCGAAUACUGCCACCAAGUUCGACGGCAAUCGAUCGACACCUGGGUCUUCUGGGUUCAUGCGAGUAAUGCGGCCCGCUGCGAGAAAAGUCUGCGCGACCUUGCAGACCGGGCUAAAAUUCCCGGGCGUCAGGACCGCAACGCUAAUAUAUUCCAACUCUUUGGGAACUGGCUACAAGAUAAAAUGAUGGGAAAAUGGAUUCUUGUCCUGGAUAAUGUAGAUGAUGACGAGCUCCUUCGCAAACCUUCGGCGACUAGCACGGAGACUCAAGCAAACGCCCAAAGUCAUGCCUCGACACAGUCACCGCUAAGGUACCUUCUCGAAAGAUCAAAUGGCUCUAUUAUAAUCACAAGCCGGAACAAAGGAGUUGCGUUAGACAUCACCGGCCAUAAGAAGGAUCUUAUUGAUAUACAACCAAUGGACGUGGCUGAAGCGCAAGUUCUUUUACAGAACAAGCUGGAUAUACAUAUAGCGAGUGUAGACAUGGUACAGCUAGUGAAGGAACUUGAGCUUAUGCCACUCGCGAUUAUACAAGCUGCUAGCUACAUUGUCCAUCGUUCACCCCGUUGCUCGGUGUCCCAAUACCUAGAAAAGCUUCGGAGGAGUGAUCGUCACGCUGCUAAGCUUCUUCAUCGUGAGGCAGGUCCCAUUCACCGAGACUGGGAGGCAAAGAACUCAAUUCUACUUACAUGGCAAAUAUCUUUCGACCAUAUCCAGCGAAUAAGGCAGUCUGCGGCAGACUUACUCUCUCUGAUGAGCUUUUUCGACAGGCAGGGAAUCCCAGAGAAACUUCUACGGGUUCAAGAUAGGGAAAGAAAACAUGAUAGUUUGAGUUCUCCGGAUGAAAUUACGAAGGGCUCUAGUGAAGAGGAUAUAGAUAGUUCGUCUGAAUCCUACCUAGAUGACGAUUUUGAGGACGAUAUUGCAACUCUCAGAGACUAUUCAUUCAUUUAUACCGGUGAAGAUAGCACAGUAUACACAAUGCAUCGGCUGGUGCAACUAACUGCACGGGUCUGGCUUUCGAACCAAGGGCAAAUGGAGCAAUGGAAGGAGCGAUUUAUCACCAAUCUAUGCCAAGAAUUUCCGACCGGUGAAUAUGAAAAUUGGACCAGGUGCAGACAGCUCUUUCCACAUGUGAAAUCGGCGAUCUCACUGCGGCCAGAAUCCCAGGACGCCCUACAACAAUGGGCUACGCUACUAUAUAGAGGUGCAUGGUACGCGUGGCAAAUGGGUAAUGUCACAGACGCUAAGGAACUGGCAUCAAAAUCAAGGAAACAGAGAGUGGCAAUGUUUGGUGCGGAUGGUGAAGAAGCCCUUGAUAGCACUGCUAUGUUAGCAGCAGCCUAUAUGCUUGAAGGCCGGUGGGAGGAGGCUGAGCAACUCCAGGUGCGGGUGAUGGAUGAACGGAAGACCAAGCUCGGCGACGGCCAUCCCGACACUCUGAUGAGCAUGCACAACCUGGCGGCCACCUACUGGAGGCAGGGCCGGUGGGAGGAGGCCGAGCAGCUCCAGGUGCAGGUGAUGGAGGCACGCAAGGCCAAGCUCGGCAACGACCACCCCGAUACGCUAACGAGCAUGGUCAAUCUAGCGGCGACUUACUGGAAGCAGCGGCGGUGGGAGGAGGCCGAGCACGGUCGGUGGGAGGAGGCCGAGCGGCUCCAGGUGCAAGUGAUUAAGGCACGCAAGGCCAAGCUCGGCGACAACCAUCCCGACACGCUAACGAGCAUAGCCUUCUUGGCAUCGGCCUACUGUGAUCUGUGCCGGUGGGAGGAGGCCGAGCAGCUCCAGGUGCAGGUGAUAGAGGCACGCAAGGCCACACUUGGCAACGACCAUCCCGAUACGCUGAUGAGCAUGCACAACCUGGCGGCGACAUAUAUAUGCCAGGGCCAGUGGAAGGAGGCCGAGCAGCUCCAGGUGCAGGUGAUAGAGGCACGCAAGACCAAGCUCGGCGACAACCAUCCCGAUACGCUGAUGAGCAUGCAAAACCUGGCGGCCACCUACUGGAGGCAGGGCCGAUGGAAGGAGGCCGAGCACGGCCGGUGGGAGGAGGCCGACCAGCUCCAGGUGCAGGUGAUAGAGGCACGCAAGGCCACGCUCGGCAACGACCAUCCCGAUACGCUGAUGAGCAUGCACAACCUGGCUGCGACAUAUAUAUGCCAGGGCCGGUGGAAGGAGGCCGAGCAGCUUUUAGUGCAAGUGAUAGACUCUAGCAAGAUGAAACUUGGCGAGAAUCAUCCCUCCACGCUAGCAAGCGAGGUCAACCUGGCGUUGACAUAUAAGAAAUGUGAGAGGGUGCAAGAGGCCGAGAAGCUUUUAGAAAGGGUGGUAGAGACUCGCAAGACCAAUGUUGGCGACGAUCAUCCUGACACGCUAUCUGGUAUGGCCAAUUUGGCGUUGGUAUAUGAGAGCCAGGGCCUAUGGCCAGGCUCGCUCUCUUCCGAAAAUCGUCAGGGCAGAAUGAACGACGCUCUUGAUUUACUACAACCUUGCUUGGCCAAGCAGAGCAAAAAGCUCAGUCCUAACCACCCUCACACGUUGGCGACUUCUGAAAUUCUGCUGGAAUGGGCAAGUGAGAGGCUGAACAUUAAUAAAUAG
Penicillium malachiteum is the source of this 2847-nucleotide messenger RNA. RefSeq lists its product as uncharacterized. The coding region runs from base 1 to 2847 and encodes 948 amino acids. Gene Ontology annotation, molecular function: protein binding. The transcript has 4 exons. NCBI's taxonomy places the organism in Eukaryota, Fungi, Ascomycota, Eurotiomycetes, Eurotiales, Aspergillaceae. The record is from RefSeq and is a predicted model, not a curated record.